AUGUCCAAGCGUGCCGCCGCAGGCGGCGUCGACCAGAUGGUCAAGCUCAUUGUGGGUGCCGGCCAGGCCAGCCCCAGCCCGCCGGUUGGUCCGGCUCUCGGUAGCAAGGGUAUCAAGUCGAUGGAUUUUUGCAAGGAAUUCAAUGCGCGCACCGCACACAUCAACCCCGGCACCCCGCUCCCCGUUCGUGUCAUUGUCCGGCCCGAUCGGUCGUUCUACUUUGACGUGCGGACGCCGCACACAUCCUGGCUGCUGCUGAACACGGCCGAGGUGCCCGAGGGCAAGGGAGGCAAGCGCCGUGGUGCCCAUAGCCCGGGCAAGGAGACGGUCGGCACGGUCAGCCUCAAGCACAUCUAUGAGAUUGCCAAGAUCAAGCAGAGCGAGCCGCGGCUGUCGGGAUCCUCUCUCGAGAGCCUCUGCCGGUCCAUCAUAUUCCAGGCCAAGUCGGUGGGCAUUGCCGUGGUGGCAUAA
This is a messenger RNA of Grosmannia clavigera kw1407, 471 nucleotides long. Its product is annotated as mitochondrial ribosomal protein. Lineage: Eukaryota; Fungi; Ascomycota; Sordariomycetes; Ophiostomatales; Ophiostomataceae. Gene Ontology annotation, biological process: translation. The transcript is spliced from 2 exons. Gene Ontology annotation, cellular component: ribosome; mitochondrial large ribosomal subunit. The record is from RefSeq and is a predicted model, not a curated record. Gene Ontology annotation, molecular function: structural constituent of ribosome; large ribosomal subunit rRNA binding. The coding region runs from base 1 to 471 and encodes 156 amino acids.